AUGAAAAAUUUUUCAGUAUUUUAGGUAUACUUAAUUUUUUAUUUUUAGGGUUUAAUUCUGGCCUAUGGACAACACAAUUUUGAGGAAUAUUCUUUUAACGAGUAAAUUUCAUAUUUUUUGUAGAUUUAAUUCUAUUCAAAUUUUCAAAUUCAUGUUUGA
Messenger RNA from Paramecium pentaurelia, 159 nucleotides. Lineage: Eukaryota; Ciliophora; Oligohymenophorea; Peniculida; Parameciidae. The record is from the annotation of a GenBank genome assembly.